Molecule: messenger RNA, 1407 nt
Organism: Histoplasma mississippiense
Lineage: Eukaryota; Fungi; Ascomycota; Eurotiomycetes; Onygenales; Ajellomycetaceae
Exons: 8
Coding region: 1-1407 (468 amino acids)
Source: RefSeq, a predicted model, not a curated record
AUGUCCAGGGCAACUAGCCGUUUGCGAAAUCUCACCCAGCACUUUCUCCCCACAUCCUCAUGGCCCACAGACCCCAAAGGGGAUUUCUCCCACCCGUUUAAUCGACAUACGCUUUCUCCUACAUUCUUCCUCCCGCGCGCAGCUGCUAUUGAACCGGAUGCCCAAGCUAUUUAUCACGUCACCAUAAACAACAAGGUCUUGAGGAGAUCAUACAUCGAGACAGCGGAUCGCGCGCGGGGUUUUGCUUACUACCUGAAAAGACAUGGCUUCAAGAGAGUUGGCAUAUUAUGCCCUAACACCCCAGCCUUUUUGGAGUCGAUUUUUGCGAUAGCCGCAGCUGGCGCGGUCAAUGUUGAUCAAGCUGUCAAUUAUAGGUUAAAACCAGAAGACAUUGCGUAUAUCUUCAACCACUCCGAAGUCGAUGCCAUCGUUGUGGACGAAGAACUUGUCCCGCUUCUCAACGAGUUCAAGAAACAAAAUGGGCAUGUGCCUCUGAUUAUCGACACAGAUACGGAUGCUGUAGAAGGGGAACUUAGCGGGCCGUUCGAUCAAGCUGUAUUGGAAGGCCUUCAUUUUGAUACUUCAUCCGGAAACCGUGGGUGGCAGGGAUUGGAAGCUCAGACGCCAGACGAAGAUGCGCUCAUUGCGCUCGCGUACACGAGCGGCACCACUUCACGACCCAAGGGUGUUGAGUACAUCCACCGCGGCUGCUAUCUUGCAGCUCUCGCAAAUGGCCGAUGCCGGUACCUUUGGACGUUGCCAAUGUUCCACGCUAUGGGAUGGACGUUCCCAUGGGCUGUCACGGCAGUCAGAGGCACACAUUACUGCCUGCGCAAGGUCGACUAUUCGCUCAUAUGGAGACUACUCAAGGAAGAGGGAAUCACGCACUAUUGUGCCGCACCGACCGUCAACACUGUUCUCUGUAACUCAAAAGAGGCAGAGACUGACGUCCCAGAAGGGACGAUUAUCGAUGUCGAGAAGAAUGGGGAGGAAAUAGGCGAGGUUGUAUUUGUUGGGAACAUUUGUGCCAAGGGCUACUAUAAGAAUGUUGAGGACACGAAGAAGUUGUUUAGCGGAGGAGUGCUCCAUUCGGGGGAUCUUGCUGUAUGGCACCCAGACGGAGCGAUACAGAUUUUGGACCGUGCUAAAGACAUUAUCAUUAGCGGCGGAGAAAACAUAUCCUCUGUUGCAUUAGAGUCCAUGCUUGCAACACAUCCGGACAUAUUUGAAGUCGGAGUGGUGGCUGUGCCUGAUUCUCAUUGGGGCGAGCGGCCGAAAGCUUUCAUCACAGUGCGAGAUGACAAGAAACUUGAUGGCAAGGACGUUAUUGAGUGGGCAAAACAUCACUGGGAAGGUGAAGAAGAAUGUGCUAAGGCGGUGGGCGAAAAGCACGGAUCGGAGUCUUGA